Suillus paluster is the source of this 1554-nucleotide messenger RNA. Its product is annotated as cytochrome P450. The transcript has 14 exons. Lineage: Eukaryota; Fungi; Basidiomycota; Agaricomycetes; Boletales; Suillaceae. Gene Ontology annotation, molecular function: iron ion binding; monooxygenase activity; oxidoreductase activity, acting on paired donors, with incorporation or reduction of molecular oxygen. The record is from RefSeq and is a predicted model, not a curated record. Bases 1 to 1554 code for a protein of 517 amino acids.
AUGGCCUCCACGUCUGUCUUUGCACUCCUAUCGCUCGUCUCUUUCGUGAUCCUGCGAUCCUUGCAAAAGAAGAGAGAUACCAAGGGGCUUCCUUUACCCCCUGGUCCCCCACCUCUUCCUUUCGUUGGAAACGUGGUCGGAGUUGACACAAAUCAUCCAUGGUUGGCGUACUCAAGAUGGGGAGUCGAAUAUGGAGAGAUCGUUUAUUCUCGGCUCUUCAGUCAAGAUAUUGUGAUCAUCAACUCCGAAAGAGUUGCGCAUGACUUGCUCGACCGUCGGUCACAUAACUAUUCCACGAGACCCCCAGGGCUUAUACGCGUUCUCGACUUUUUCGGUGUCGAGUUUUCAUCAAUAUUUCUACCCUACUCGGACAGGUGGAGACUUCACAGGCGAAUCUUCCAUCAGGCAUUCCGUUCAGAAGCGGCACCUGCCUUCCGUCCGAUCCAGAUGCGUAAUGCUCAUAAUUUGGUGUUAAACCUACUAGCCUCACCGGAGGAGUACGGAGCCCAUCUCCACACGUUCAGCACGUCCAUUAUCAUGUCGAUCGUGUAUGACUAUGACACCGCGCCCCGUGAUGAUCCUUUUAUUGCGAUUGUCGAGCGUUCACUUGAGAUAUCUGUAAGAGAACUCAGACCCGAGGUUGCAGCUGUCGUAGGAGAGUUCCCGAUACUGGAGAAACUUCCUCCCUGGUUUCCUGGAGCAAACUUUGUAAGGGGUGCCUUACUUCAGAGAACCCUCGUUCCCGUGGUCGUGAAUACACCCUUCGAGCACGCCGCUGGCACGGCUGCAUCAUCCAUGGUGUCCGAUGCAUUGUGUCGUAUUCCAGAGCAUGCAAAAAAUGAACAGGAGGCCGUGGCUCUGGAGAAAGCGAUAAUGGAAGCCAGUGCCUCUGGUUAUGCUGCUGCCUCGGAAACGACGACUUCCACCUUAUACGUGUUCCUGCUUGCGAUGAUUCUCUAUCCUCAAGUGCAAGUACGUGCUCAAGCAGAAAUCGAUUCUGUCAUCGGAGAACUCGAAAGAUUACCUGACUGGGACGAUCGCGCUUCUAUGCCCUACGUCAAUGCUGUCAUACAGGAGACGCUGAGGUGGUUCCCCGUCGUGCCUUUAGGGAUUCCCCAUGCCACGGUAAACGAGGACGUCUAUGAAGGUUAUUAUAUUCCGAAAGGUGCUACCGUAAUGGCUAACGCAUGGUUUAUGUCGCGCAAUCCAGAGAAAUAUCCUGACCCGACGAGGUUCGUGCCCGAGCGGCACAUGCCGAAAGUCGCCGUCGAAGGGUCGUCGACACAUGGCCGUGACGACAUCUCAUUCGCUUUUGGAUUUGGAAGGCGUGUUUGUGUUGGACGAUACGUGGCAGAUGCUUCCUUAUUCGCCGCAGUGGUGAAUAUUUUAGCUAUUUUCCGGGUGCAACGCGUGCCAGGAUGGCAUGUCGGGCCUGAUGCUAAAGGGGUGGAGUGGACCGGAGGCGUAACAACACAUCCUGUGUUCCCUUGCAUCUUCACCCCUCGCCACGCCAAGGAAAGGGUGUCAGAGUUGAUAGGAGCGCAAUGUGGAUGA